Zychaea mexicana is the source of this 2403-nucleotide messenger RNA. Its product is annotated as tRNA synthetases class I, catalytic domain-containing protein. The record is from RefSeq and is a predicted model, not a curated record. Gene Ontology annotation, molecular function: glutamine-tRNA ligase activity; ATP binding. Gene Ontology annotation, biological process: glutaminyl-tRNA aminoacylation; translation. Lineage: Eukaryota; Fungi; Mucoromycota; Mucoromycetes; Mucorales; Lichtheimiaceae. The transcript is spliced from 2 exons. Bases 1 to 2403 code for a protein of 800 amino acids. Gene Ontology annotation, cellular component: cytosol; cytoplasm.
AUGGAGGAACUUGUUCCCAUCUUUGUUAAAAUCGGUCUUUCCGAGCAGAAGGCCAAGGACACCGCCAAGAACAAAAAGCUCGCACCUAGUCUUGAGGCUGUCAUUGACGAAGCCAAGGUUCGCGACGCUGGCUGUGACAAGGACACUGGCAAUCUCUUAUACCAAAUCGCAUCGACGAUUAGCAAGGAUGCUUUGAAGCACCGUGCAUACAUUGUCAGCAAAAUUAUGGCAGGCGAUCUCAAGACGGCUGAUCAAGUGUCAGCUGCUAUCAAAUACGUCGAAGACUGCACUGAACCAAUUGCAACCGAAGCGUUCAACGAAGCCACUGGUGUAGGUAUCGUUGUUACGCCCGAACAGAUCAAAUCAGCCGUCGCCGAAUACAUUGCCAGCAACAAGGAAAACAUUGUUGAGAACCGAUACCGUGUACUGGGCCCAUCCCUCGCCAAUUCUCGCAAACAGCCAGCCUUACGUUGGGCUGACGGUGUUGCUGUCAAGAAUGAACUUGAGGCCCAAUUCCUUGCCCUGUUGGGUCCCAAAGACGAACGCGACGCGCCCCAGAAGAAGAAGAAAAAGGAAAAGAAGGAAGCACCUGCUGCUGCAGCUCAGAAGAAAAAGGUCCAAGAGGACAAGCCUGUCAACUUGUCCAACAUGUUCUUUGAGGGCGAAAUUUCCAAGCUGCAUAAACCGGGAGGCAACAAGCAGAUCAAGCCUGAAUUGAUGGAGGAGCAUUUGAAGGCAACGGGCAGUAAGGUUGUCACUCGAUUCCCACCCGAACCCAACGGCUACUUGCACAUUGGGCACGCCAAGGCCAUCAAUGUCAACUUUGGUUAUGCCAAGGCACACAAUGGUAUCACUUAUCUGCGCUACGACGACACCAACCCUGAGGCCGAGGAGGAAAAGUAUUUCUUGUCAAUCUUGGAAACAGUCGAAUGGCUUGGUUUCGAACCGUUCAAGAUCACCUACUCGAGUGAUUACUUCCAGCAGCUGUAUGAGUUGGCUGUCAAGUUGAUUGAAAAGGGAUUGGCAUACACGUGUCAGUGCACGGGCGAGGAAAUUCACGCACACCGUGGUGGCGACGAUGGUGGCGCACGUACAGCAUGUGUCCAUCGCGACCGACCCAUCAAGGAAACGCUUGAGCAGUUUGAAAAAAUGAAGGAGGGUCGAUACAAGGAAGGCGAGACGACGUUGCGUAUGAAGAUGGAUUUGGAAAACGGCAACCCGCAGUUCUGGGACUUGAUCGCUUACCGUGUGCUAUUCACUCCACAUCACCGUACUGGCUCUGACUGGUGCAUCUAUCCUACCUACGACUUCACUCACUGUUUGGUCGAUUCUUUCGAAAACAUUACCCAUUCGCUCUGCACUACCGAAUUCAGACAGUCGCGUGAAAGCUAUUAUUGGCUCGUGGACGCUGUCGAAGUGUACAAGCCUGUCCAGUGGGAGUAUGGUCGUCUGAAUGUCACUGGAACCAUCAUGUCCAAGCGUAAGAUUCUGAAACUCGUCAACGAAAAGCAUGUCAAUGGCUGGGACGAUCCCCGCAUGUAUACCUUGGUCGGUAUUCGACGUCGCGGUGUGCCUCCAGAAGCUAUCAACAACUUUGUGCUGGAAUUGGGUAUCACUACAUCCAAGAGCACGAUUGACGUAAUGCGAUUUGACUCCAAGGUACGCGACUAUCUCGACAAGACCGUGCCACGCACCAUGGUUGUCAUGGACCCUAUCAAGAUCACCUUAGAGAACGUUGCAGACGACUUUGUUGAAUGGGUCACUGUUCCCAACGUGCCACGUAAACCCGAAAUGGGCGAAUACAAGAUUCCUUUCACAAAGGUGCUCUACAUUGAUUCUUCCGACUUCCGUGAAGUUGAUUCCAAGGAUUACUACCGCUUGGCACCCGGCAAGUCGGUUGGUUUGCUGCAGGUACCCCGGCCCAUCCACUGCGUUGAGGUUAAGAAGGACAGCAACGGCAAGAUUUCUGAGCUGGUAUGUCGAUACGAAAACGAAGGCGAGUUCAAAAAGCCAAAGACAUAUAUCCACUGGGUCGCUGAAGCACCCCAACUUGGCUCGCCCGUCCAGCUCGACCAAGUGCGUCUGUACGAACCACUCUUCCAUCACGCCAAUCCCGAUGAUGCACCGGGCGGUUUCUUGAACGAUCUUAACAAGGACUCGCUCAAGAUCGUUAACGGCGCAUUGGCAACUGUUGGUAUUUAUGACCAGGUAUCUGACUGGGUCAAAAAGACGGGAGGAAAGAACAAGGAAAGUAUGCGAUGGCAGUUUGUGCGAACGGGCUACUUCUGUCUGGAUUACGAUACCGAGUUGGAUGUUACCAAACAGGGCAAGGAAGCUUUGGGCAAGAUUGUCGUCAACCGAACUGUGACGCUCAAAGAAGACGCUGGAAAGCAGAUUUCAUAA